This is a messenger RNA of Vespula pensylvanica (western yellowjacket), 7383 nucleotides long. RefSeq names its product GTPase-activating protein CdGAPr (gene CdGAPr). Gene Ontology annotation, biological process: small GTPase-mediated signal transduction. Gene Ontology annotation, molecular function: phosphatidylinositol binding; GTPase activator activity; protein binding. The transcript has 9 exons. Lineage: Eukaryota; Metazoa; Arthropoda; Insecta; Hymenoptera; Vespidae. The record is from RefSeq and is a predicted model, not a curated record. The coding region runs from base 2374 to 7104 and encodes 1576 amino acids.
AAAAACGUCUAUGAACGUCUAUCAUGUAAUUCAUAAGAAGGAUAAAAAUAUGUCAACGUAACGUAAUUAAUAAGGAUAAGAACAUGUCAACAAGAGUUUAAAGUUUCGCGGGUCUGAGAGCAGGAACGACGUGACUUUAUGCGCAGAAAUGGUUGCGCGGUAAUAGUCUGCUCCCUCCCCUCCAUAUACGGACCGCUCGGAGCCGGAACGAGAGGGUCAGGUUAGGCGGGUCUGCUGGGCUGACAGCGCAUUGAAAACAGCGUCGCGCUUUCGUAGUAUAUCUCGUCGACGAAGGUUAACUUCCCGACGAUCUCGGGGUGGCCCUUAACGAUUCUCACAUCUUCUCGUGCGCGUGUGUGACGAUAUGGAAGGAAUCAGAAAAAGACGUCAGUUUACGUAAAAUCCGUUUUGUGCCUCGUACUACAAUAAAAAGUGAGAAGAGAAAUUAUUGUGGAAAUAACAUGGGAGGAGUUGGGGUCGAGGGAUUAUAUAUUAGAUGACGACGAUGAUAACGACAACACUAUAACAACGACGACAACGACAACGACAACGACAACGACACGACAACGACAACGACACAACGACACAACAACGACACAACAACGACAACGAUGUCUGCUUCGAAGACGCAUCGUGUUUUGCGUCGACGGCACCACCCGGACGUGCGAGCGCAAAUUCGAUGCUCUCUCGCGUGACGAGAGGGAGAAAGAAAGGAAGAAAGAAAGAAAGAAAGAAAGAAAGAAAGCAAGAGAGAUAGAUAGUGAGAUAAAGAGUAAGGGAGGCACGUUAUUACGAGUCGAGUACGAUGUACGAUAUCGUGCAAGGAGAAUUCAACACUUUCAUCGAACUAUUUUCAUAAAAACUGAUCGUUUCUUUUAUUAUACCGCCAUUAAAAAUGUAUCUUCGUUUCGAGUUAAAUCUCUAUGUAUAUUUAAUCCUCACGAUUUCUUUGAUAUUAACUUACGGAUAUCUGUAAAGAUUUCUGAAAAGAUAAUUAUCAAGAUAUUUUUCUAUUGGAAUUAGAAAUUGCAAUCGUCUUGUCUUCUCGUCUUCCCCCUCCCUCUCCCGCUUCAUCUCUACUUUUCUAUGUCUCGACCUAUUCUAUUGAGAACGUACAGCAACACGUUCGUAGGAAGAAUCCAUAUUUGGAAGGUAUAUACUUUCAAUUCUGUUUUGUUACGUCCUUGAAGAGAGUAGAGGGGCGAAAGGGGAGGCAGGUGCGUACAAGAUCGUUGAGUCUAUGCAUACAAGCUUGGAAAUGCAAAGGAGUAUUCUCUAUAUUUAUAGCAUCAAGAUAAAAUUCAAUUCGAUGAGACGAUUCAUUCUUAUUUGCGUGCGUAUAUAUCGAUCCUUUCUACAAAUGUAUAUCCUUUACACGUACGUUUCCUUCGACUCCUUGUAACAACAACGAGGACAGAGUGCUCAAUGGAAUCAUCCCUUAUUUUGUAAACAAUAAUGUCGCUUGAACGAUGCUCGAACCUGACCGACUGACAACACGAUUAGCUUCGUCUACUUCUCGACUAAACCGAGAGAACGACAGCAGGAGGGUUAAAACUGUCGCAGACGUUUGCGUCUAUCGUUGCAGAAGGGGGAGGGAAGGGGUGGACAACGAUACCGGUUUCCGUAUGUUUCGUUUCCACGCGCGCAAUUCUACCCCUCUAUAUUUCUCGCUCUUUCUCUCUUCCUCUCUUUUUUUACUUUUUUUUUUCUUUUCUUUUUUCUUUUGUCCCUUUUGCAAGAGGGGUGAGUUUGAUAAAAGCUUCGAACGGAACACACGCAUCGUAAAAUAUCGUCGAAUAGGCAACAGAGUAACAGUAGCAAAGGCAGUCUCAUCAAUAUUCGUUCUGUUUUACCGAUAUGUACAAUUUAUAUCAAAAUUUCUCUUCGUCGAUAAACGUAUAAAGAACGUGUGUAACCAGAUUUUGAAAGUAGAUUUCAUUUAUCGAUCGAGUCAAAUGAAUAAAAAAAAAGAACGAUAGAUUACGCUUCUCUCAGUACUUUCUCAAUUUUACAUAUGUUUCUUCUUUCUGCAAAGGCAUGUAUACAUACAUAUGUAUGUAUGUAUGUAUGCGAACACACAACGAUCAUAUAGAGUAGCUUAAGUCUCCGCAUAACUCGUCGAGGGUCUCUUCAAGCAGACGCGUCAUGACCCUCGCGUAUCAUCCUCCUCGUGUCGCACCCAUUGCGUAAGCUGCUACACCAAGAAAAACGAUCUUUGCGUGUCGGCGGACAUCUCUGAGAAAUAAACGUGGAAAAAUGAUUCGUUCGAGAGGAAAGUAAAGAUAUACUGCCAUCAUCCUGGCACGUGGUAAACCGGGCCAAAGGCCUGGAUCCUCGUCCUCCUCGUCCUCGUCAACGGAGAGGCUGCAAAGGAUGCCAGGACCGGCGCAAGAGAGACCUCGCGCUCAUCGGCUCACCGACAUCGAGCCACAAACCGCGAAGGUGAGCCUCGCAAAUUCGAUAAGCGCUGUCUCUUCUCCUUCCUCUUCGUUUUCAGGAUUAGGAUGUAAUCGAACGGACGACUUCAGCACACCUGUAAGUUCUGGUAGCAACAUGGGGAGUAUCGCAAGGUUUCCGAAAUUGGACGAGUGCGCCCACUUUCAUUACGAACAUGUGGAGCUUGGUGCUUUGGAGGUCUCCGUGAGCGAAGGCACCAAUGAAGCAGACACCUACGCAGUUAGGGUAACUUCCGGAGAUGCCUGUUGGACGCUCCAACGAUCCUACGACAAUUUCUUAAUGUUCGACAAACAAUUGCAUCGAUGUAUCUUCGAUAGAAAAUUCUCAUCCCUUCCAAAGUUACCAGACGCCAGGCCUAAAUUACAUUGGGUUAUGAUAAAGGACUACCUACAACGAUUCUCACGCCUAAAUCACGAGGGUCUAAACUGCGGUCCCGUAUUAAAUUGGUUGCAACUCGACAACAGGGGUAGAAGGAUACUCGUGCCAGAAUCUGAUUCUUGUCCCAUAAACACACCGGCUGUUGCAGCGGCCUAUGCCGUUAGGCCUUACGUGGCACAGGCGCAGGAUGAAAUCUCAUUUCAGGUCGGAGACAUGAUCUCGGUGAUAGACAUGCCACCACCAGGAGAAAGUACGUGGUGGCGCGGUAAACACGGAUUCGCAGUCGGCUUCUUCCCAGCUGAAUGUGUCGCAGUAAUCGGAGACAAAGUUCCACGUCAUUUAACAGUCUCGGCGACGGUCAGAUCGAAAUUACCGGUAAAACCGGUGCUUAGAAAGCACGGCAAAUUAAUCGCCUUCUUCAGAUCGUUUAUCUUGAACAGACCGUCGAGGAGAAGGUUAAAGCAAUCAGGGAUUUUAAAGGAACGUGUAUUUGGUUGCGAUCUGGGUGAACAUCUUUUGAACUCCGGACAAGAUGUCCCAACGGUUCUAACUUGUUGUGCCGAAUUCAUCGAGAAUCAUGGCCUGGUCGAUGGUAUUUAUCGGCUGAGCGGUGUCACCUCCAACAUUCAAAGACUAAGAAACGCGUUUGACGAAGAUCGCGUUCCAGCGUUGCAUUCCGACGAAAGUAUCCUUCAGGACAUUCACUCCGUGGCAUCCCUGUUGAAAAUGUAUUUCAGAGAACUACCGAAUCCUUUGUGUACAUACCAACUCUAUUCCACAUUUGUCAGCGCCGUUCAAGCCAAUAGCGACGCCGAAAGAUUGAGGCGAAUGAGAGAUGCCGUUAGAAAAUUGCCCCCACCUCAUUAUAGAACAUUAGAAUAUUUGAUGCGUCAUCUGGUAAGAGUGGCAGCUCGUGGUUCAGAAACUGGUAUGACUCCACGUAACGUUGCGAUCGUAUGGGCUCCGAAUCUUUUACGAUGCAAGGAACUCGAGGUUGGUGGCGUGGCAGCUCUUCAAGGAGUUGGGGUACAAGCAGUAGUGACAGAAUUCUUGGUCUGUUACGCCGAAUUAAUUUUUGGAGAUGGACCGGUCGGUAGACCAAAAUCGUUAGCCAUUACGACACCUGCUCGUCUACUCAGUUUAGAGGAAGCACGAAAUAGAAGUGUAAGAGGCGAACCAGAUUAUAUAGAAGUUGGUGCUGGUCCGGCUGGUUUGCCAUUGCAUUAUCAUACAGUCAUAGAGCUGCCACGAAAGAGAAAUGGCUCGAAGCGUUCACCGUCAUUAAACUGGAGAGCUUUGUUCGGUAGAGGUGGCUUGGGUGGUACCAGAGGCAAAGCCAGACAAGUUGGCACGCCACCUCAAGUAGAAACGGUGCCAAGUUCCUUAAACUCUUUGCGACGAUUGAGACCUGUAAAAAGUGCGGAUAGCUUGGAUGGAGAGGACAGUUUGGGUCCUCUUUUAGGACCACCACCAGCGAGACCUUGCGGCCAUAGCAGAUCAGUUUCUCACGACUCUUAUUUCGAUCAUUUGGCUGACGCGCCAAAUGCGACAUCACCUCUGGAUCUUUCGGAAAUCCAGCUUAAUUUUGAUCUUGAAGAAAGAGAAAUGAGAAUGUUUUCGGAGGAGGAGAGUGCUGGUGUCGCAUCGGUCGAGGCAUCGCCUCGACGACAGAGGACGGAAGGAACGCAGUGUCCUGCCAUUACAGGUGGUUCCAAGAGAAAACGAUCGAGACUCGAGGAACGGUUGCAUUGCGACGUCGAGUUACGCUUUAUCGAUAGUCAAAGUCCCGAUCAGGUAAUGGUGUCCGCGGAUGUGCACAAUAUGGAAACGCCGUCUCCAUUGCCAACUCCAGGUUAUUUGCCAUUAUUGUCCGAAGCAUCGACUCCUUUAACCCCGGCAACUUUGCAAGGAACGUCUCACUCCACCUCACCGAUACCCGUCAAUAGCCCUAGGAUAAGUUUUCGAAGUUUUACUUUACCGUUAGAAAUCGACGACGAACAAAGUAAUACAAAUAAUUUGAACAGAGCUAGCGUGUCUUCCGAUAAAACAUCCGACCCUAGUCAUAGGUUAUCAGUAAGUUUAAACGAGCAGAAUAACGCUAAGUCUUGCGAAAGAAUACGUAGCUAUGAUAGACACGAGGAUCCUUAUAGCAACACGGUAAUAGAGUCGUCGAAAGCUCGAAAUACCGAGGAGUCGACGGACGCUGGAAUAUCCGAUAUUCCAGAUCAAGAAAUGACCCCUUGCGAGAGGUUAAUAUCAUUGUGUAGCGAAGUCGAGUCCAGCAGAGUAACCUCACCGUCUAAGGACAUAUCGGACGAGUCCGAACUAUGUCCGAUCGAGAAAAAUAAAUUAUCUAUCGAUAACAAAGAUACAUCGAAUGCAAAGAAGCAAGAAACCCCUAAUAACAAUCGAUCUACCGACGUGCAGAAUCAAGAAAUGAUUGCCGAGAAUUCGGACCUACAUGGACACGAAUUGGCCGGCUUACCGUUAUCGAAUACAACUGAUCUAGAUUCCCCGAUGUCUUGCGAGCAAACUUUGGAAGACUUGCCGGAUUCAGGAUUUGUAAUAUGCGACAGUUCCGAUAAGAUAUUUACCAACACGGAAACUCAGCCAAUGGUAACUACUACGAACGAUUCCGGUGAAUGGGUUAUCGUCGAGAGGACGACUGGCUCCAUAACAACGCCAAGCAGCGAAUCCAGUAGUCCUAAAGAUCCGUUAGAAGGAACUAUGAAUCCAGCGAUAGCUACGGAGGCACCACAGUUGAGAUCCAUGUCGGAAAAUGUUUCACGAACGUCAUUGGACCUUACGAUGGGUUCUACGGUAGACACGGAUACUUCCUGUAUCGGAGCAAGUGAUUUAACCGAAAGUCCUGUUCUGGCGCAAGUGUCAGGCGAUAUGACCUGCUGCGACGUUAACGACGUUAAAGAUUACAAGGAUUUCGAAGAGCACGAGGAUACGCAGAGACCAUCCACGACGUUUACGAACGAGUUUACGAAUGAUCUUCCUUCCAUUUUACAGGAUCAAGACAAUGGUAACGAGAAAGUUUGCGAGGUGAAUAUAACCGACAUCGAAUCGAACGAGGAUCGUCCCGAGCUAAAGAUAGACAAUUCUUUCGUUCGGUUAGACAACACGCAUGUGCAUAGUACGAAUAAGAAUCAAGACGGCAAGAGAACGGAGUGCGAGGUCGAUAAGACGCAAAAGCAACAACAGCAACAACAACAAGACGUACAACGAUCUAUGGAAAGUCAUCAGAAAUUGCAAUACUCGAAGCACGCCGAUCACCAAAGAUGUUCAAAACAGUCCGACAAAAACAAAGAGGUCAAUGAAAUUGAAACGGAUGGGGAUAAAGAUAUGUCCGAAAAGUGCCAAAGUUUCGAGCAGCUGUCUCAGAAGCAACAGAAAAAACAAAGUCCGCAACAUAAAUAUAUUUCGAAACACGAGGGCGAGAGUCCUAAGAGAAACAGUAUACGUCAUUCGCAAUUGCGUGAGAAUAUCGAAGUUGUUAUACCUUCGGAGAACGCUGCGGAACCUUGCGAGAUCGCGCAUGUUCCAGAGGGUGCAUCAGAAGCGAUGCCUUUGGAUUCGUCCUUUUCCAACAGUUCGUCGCCAGUCGACGAUUCCAUCGUUCUACGUGACACAGCUGCUAUUUUACAAGAGUUAGCUUUACAGAGAUUAUCCGGUGGUAUGGUAGGGGAAUUGUCUAUUCCACCUCCUAGAAGAAGAUACGAGACCGAGGUUACCAGAGAACGAAGAAGUUUCGAUUCCGAGAUUGGUCGAGAAAUCGUUAGAGAACGAAAAAUGCGUCAGGAGUUAGAUUCGGCAAGGGGUAAAUCCGAGGAACCACCUGUAAAUAGUACACAUCAUUUGCCACCGUGUUUGCGAGCUCGUCAUGCAAGAGCUACGCGUGCCGCUUUAAGCAGAUCUCUCGACGAAGCAAAGUUCAAUCAGAUGACCGGUGACACCUCAUUACCAGUAAAACAAGCUUCCGAUGACGUUCAGCACAGUUCCACGCCUAACGUUGGCACCGUUACGAAUCCUUCCCCUAACAGUUCCGAGAAGGUUCACUUGAAGAAUCUCGGUGGUCUCGACUUGGGUGACCCACAGUGUCGAGAAAGAAUAGAAAAGUACAAAGAGGAAAGGCGGACGUUUCUGAGAGACAAAUAUAGAUCGGAGAGUUUUCGUGGUAUGUCCUCGAAAGCUGAAGGUGACGGUGAACAGGCAUUGUUGGCCAGAUUAAAGCAGAGAACAUCAAGGCCGUCAUUUCAUUGACACUGAUCUGAUUCUCUUCUUGAAUUUCAGAAUAUAUAAAACCUGCUAUUUAAAAAGGCUGCCAAUGCACUGAUUUUUUUUUCUUUUUCUUUCUCUCUCUCUUUCUUUUUUUUUCUUUUUCCCUUUGGAAAAUUCAAUUUUGAAGAUAAGACUCGUCUCAUCGUUGGCCGAGAUUAUUGAUUGUUUGAACGAAGAUGAUCAAAUAUGAGAUAUAAGAUUUGUGAGAUUGCACCGUUAAGCUGAAACGUGCAAUAUAAUAAAUAAUUUUUUUUGCCUUUU